Penicillium cinerascens is the source of this 906-nucleotide messenger RNA. Its product is annotated as Voldacs domain-containing protein. Lineage: Eukaryota; Fungi; Ascomycota; Eurotiomycetes; Eurotiales; Aspergillaceae. The record is from RefSeq and is a predicted model, not a curated record. The transcript has 2 exons. Gene Ontology annotation, biological process: mRNA cis splicing, via spliceosome. The coding region runs from base 1 to 906 and encodes 301 amino acids. Gene Ontology annotation, cellular component: spliceosomal complex; cytosol.
AUGGAGACGCUACGGACCGCUCCGGAAGCAUCGACUUUCGUCCCGAUCGCAGAGCACCAGUCGCGAACACCGAGCUCGUUCCAUGACGGACCUCCGGUGCUUCACUACCAGAGCCAGCGCUGCAAAGUCGUGAUUCUCGAGCGCGACCUCGUCGCCACACCUGCUCUUAAUGCGCUGCGCGGAGCGAACGCCUCUGCGAACGGGUCCGCGCAAGAAUCAGAGCAGGACGAGGAAAAAGAGAUCGCCAUUGAAGACGUCGACACGUGGGUGACAUCCGAUAAAUUCCUCCUCUUUUCUCCCUCCGCGUCCACGGGAGUUUCCAUUCCCUAUCCCUCCAUCUCCCUGCACGCCAUCCAGCGCCUGCGCGUACCGGGCACCGACGCCGAGGUGCAAGGUCUGUACAUGCAGAUCGCGACACCGUCCGCGCCCGCCGAAGAUGACGAGGAGCAGUGCAUCACGCUGACCGUGGUGCCACCGGCAGCCGCAGAGCGCGCAACGGAAGACGUGAGCUCGGAGCCGGAGGAAACACCGACGCAGAUGCUGUACGGUGCUGUUUCGGCGUGCUCAAACCUGCACCCGGAUCCCGUGGAGCCCGGUGAUGAGGACGAGGACGAGUCUAAGUUCCUGUCAACCGAGGAACACGGACAGGCAUUGUUCCAGCUCGGAAGAGAGGCGCUGGACUCGAGUAAUGGGGAUCUGCCACCGCCUGUUGAAGGGAGCUCUGGGUGGAUUACGGCGGACAAUAUGCAUGAAUUCUUUGACGAGGAUGGGAAUUGGAUUGCGGAGGGUGAGCCGCCGGCUUUCCCGCUCGGUCCUGGAGCUGGGACUGUGAGGGAAAGAGAUAAUGGUGACGAGAACGGCGAAGAUGACGAGGGCGAGGAGACGAAGUGGCGGAGGACUGACUAA